Molecule: messenger RNA, 2813 nt
Organism: Crotalus tigris (Tiger rattlesnake)
Lineage: Eukaryota; Metazoa; Chordata; Lepidosauria; Squamata; Viperidae
Product: neural cell adhesion molecule 1-like
Exons: 9
Coding region: 96-1235 (379 amino acids)
Source: RefSeq, a predicted model, not a curated record
AGGGGUCUCUUUAUAAAUUUCCCAGGGUCCAGGAGUCCUUUUAGAUUGCUGGUGCCAAGGAAGAAGUCCAAUUCUGAAACCUAACCCCCCCUGAGAUGGGAGCAGAACGUUUUCUCAUUUUCAUUUUUGUAGCAGGGGCUGUACAGGGUGCCAAGGAAUCUCUGGAAAUUAUUCCUAUAAAUGGGAACGUGGAAUUGAACACACAGACAUACUUUUUAUGCAAAGUGAGAGGAGGUGGAGAAGCCACUCUGACUUGGACUGAUCCAGGUGGAAAUGAAAUUGAAGAGGAUUCGGAACCUUACCGGGUGAAGGUGAUAGAUGAAUUGUCCAAGGGGCUGGAGAUGACCCUCACUCGCUCAGAUCAGGGUGGGAUGUUCAAGUGUGAAGGAGAAUUUGAUUCCGGAAAAACUGCUACUCAUCAAAUUGAAAUCCACGUGAUUCAGAGACCUACGUUUGGGAACACAAUGGAUCUUGUGAAGGAAGUUCAUGAGGGCCAAAAUGUAGAAUUCAACUGCUUGGUCAAAGGGAUACCACCACCAACUAUUAGAUGGAUUUUUGGAAACCAGGACAUCAGAAAUAUUAUGGAAAGGCAAAUCUUUGUUGAAAAUGGAACGCUGCUGAUACAGAACACCCAAAUUUCAGAUGCUGGUAUUUACAUUUGUCAGGCAACCAUUGAAGAGCGCAAUGAAGUAGCUUUUGCAAACUUCACACUCAAUGUUAAAUUUGCUCCUAUGAUAGAGCUCCUUACAAGGGUACCUUUGGUCACCCAAAAUGGGAAUCCCAUCCAAGUCAACUUCACCAUCCUCGCCAACCCCUCACCUUCUGUCUCUGUUGCUUGGAAGGAGAAGAUUUUUGAAGAGGAUACCAUCAAAAGGAUAGCACAGGACCAAAACAGUUAUUUGUUCCUCUUUGAGGUCAUACCAACACCACAGGAGGAUAUUUCAGAACUUUUCAUAACUGCUGCUAAUGAAGUAGGCAUCACUAAGGAGAGCGUCCCUUUUGAAAAAGAUGGAGGUUUGGGAUGGGCCAGCAUUUUGGCAAUUAUGUUGGCAAUUCUGGUGCUCCUGUUGCUGAUAGAUGCCUUGUGUUAUUACAAGCGCCGGUGUGGCUUGUUGAUGUUCUGCAAAAAGAAUAUUCUGUGCAAAAGGUCUACAACAGGCGCUGAGAACAAUGGGAAAAUCCUCUCAAAAUCAGGAAAAAGCCCUGUAGUGAACAUCUCUGGUUCAGAAGCCUGAUUGGACCAUAGCAGUGAGAUCAGAUGACAAAAUGUUUACUUUCUGCAGCAAUGUUUGGAUAAACUGGGCAUGGAAAAAGGAGUUUCUCCUCUUUAUUAUAUUCUCCUACUCUUAUUAUCACCUUUGAGGGAACUGUUGCUCUAAAAUUAGUGGCAGGUAACAUCAGUGGUGGGAUUCAAAUAGGUGAACAACUGGUUCUCUGUGUGGAUGCCGUUUCCGGAAGUCCAUUAUGGGCCUGGGCAACAAAAAACUAGCUACUGGUUGUGCCGAAGUGUUGCAAACUGGCUGAAUCCCACCACUGGGUAACAUCCAUGAUGGGCUGAAAUCCUGCACCCCCAAUUUGGAGUUGUCCUUUCUUCUGUAGAUAGGACCAAAAUACAUCAUUCCAUCAAUACAAUAUUAUGUCAAUAGAUUACAUCCAGAACAUUUUUGCUUUUCAGCUACAAUUUUUUUAAAAAAAGUUUACCUUGUGAUACUUUGUUACCCCACUAUGUAUUUAUUGGUGUAGCCAAGGUUGUGAUCACAUUUUUUGUGCAUAUGGUGCUAACUCUUUAUUGAUGCAGUCUUUUUUUUCCAAUUCAGAAUUUUUGAAUGACAUUGAAAUAAUCCACAUCAUCAUAACAGAGCAAAUGAAAUAGUUGUUAUUUCCAAUUAAACAUCACUAUGGGUUGAGUUGGUGCUUGUGAAAUAUCUGAAAAUGUACAUAUAUCCAUUUUGACAUAAGCAGGUUAGGGGUUGAUACCAAAGAAUCUCUCAAAAUAAGCGAAAGUUAAAACAUUUUGCUAAAAUAAUAUCAAACCAAGAAGAGAUUUGGGCAUUGGUAGUAGAAAAUACUAGAUUACCUGUGACCAUUGGGACAUAAUUUCAGAGAUAUUUCCUUACCUAAACAGAGAAACAGAAUGACCACAGUAAGCAAGACAGCCGUGUGAGUGGAAGCAACUUUCUAUUUCCUGCUGGCUUCCCCAUUGACUUUUCUUGUUGGAAGCUGCAAGAAAGCAUUGAAAAUGACAACCAUUGUGGCCAUGUAGUGGCAUGGUAGCAUAGCAACAUUGAAGUGGCCACAAUGCCAAAUUUCAAUCCUACAAGAGACAUGGAUCCUGGAUUUUGGAUGCAUUCUUUAAGUUAGCCCAUUUGAGGCACAUUAAUCCAAAAAUUGUUGCCUUAUGUUGCACCAUUUUACCCAAUCAAAGGUUACAGACAGAUAUGAGAGUUUUACUGGUAUAUAGAUUCACCACAAAAGCAUUCUCUGUAAGUUUAUCCCAACCAACUGUUCUCAAAUGGUCUGAGCCUCUAUGGAUUGCAUGAGACACACAAGGUUUCUGGUGAAGACUCUUUGUAUGCUGACUUCUGUGUGAGAAAGAAUGUUAUCAAUAUUGGAUGUUUCUUUAUGGGGAGGAUAAUAAGCCUCCAUUGUUCUUGUGACCUUCAUAAUAAGGAGAACAAUGUUGUGCUGUUCAUCACUGAGCUUCUUCUUAGGGUGUGGCCCAUAAUGACCCAAUUACAAUUCCUGUAAUUUAUUUGUCCAUUUAUUGAUUCUAUAUCUUUACAUCAAUUAAAAAAUGCUAUAUUUUGCACUAA